AUGGCUAGACGUUCGUUAUUAUCUCCCUUCCCGUCGAGAUUUAGUCAUAUAUUCGAUGAUUUUCGAGAUUUCGAUUUUGAACGAUCCUUCCAUAGACCAUAUUGGCUCGAUGAUUCCCUCGAAAAUGCGCACAAUUUGGGUUCAUGUAUUGGAGAAGUUGAACGCCAAUUUCGACGUCGCUUUAAGUUACCUAAAGAUGCAAAACCAGAAUUAGUGACCAGCGAGUUGACAAAAGAUGGUAAACUGACCAUACGAACUCCAUUGAAAGAAAAAGAUUGCGCACAAACGAGAACAGUUCCAAUUUUGUAUAAAAAUUGA
Molecule: messenger RNA, 318 nt
Organism: Thelazia callipaeda (thelaziosis nematode)
Lineage: Eukaryota; Metazoa; Nematoda; Chromadorea; Rhabditida; Thelaziidae
Source: the annotation of a GenBank genome assembly